This is a messenger RNA of Pristis pectinata (smalltooth sawfish), 5564 nucleotides long. RefSeq names its product spermidine synthase (gene srm). The transcript has 8 exons. Gene Ontology annotation, cellular component: cytosol. NCBI's taxonomy places the organism in Eukaryota, Metazoa, Chordata, Chondrichthyes, Rhinopristiformes, Pristidae. The record is from RefSeq and is a predicted model, not a curated record. Gene Ontology annotation, biological process: spermidine biosynthetic process. Gene Ontology annotation, molecular function: spermidine synthase activity. Bases 66 to 935 code for a protein of 289 amino acids.
GGAAGGCAGGGCCCCGAGGACACCGAGCGAGGGCAGGCGGGCCCCGAGGACACCGGCGCCCGGCAAUGGACAUCAUAAAAAGCGGCUGGUUCACCGAGACCUCCACACUGUGGCCGGGCCAAGCCAUGUCCCUGGAGGUGGAAGAGAUCCUCUACCACCAGAAAUCCCCCUUCCAGGACGUGGUUGUCUUCAAAAGCAAAACCUAUGGUAAUGUCUUGGUGCUGGAUGGUGUGAUACAGUGCACUGAAAGGGAUGAGUUUGCAUACCAAGAAAUGAUCGCAAAUUUGACUCUGUGCAGCCAUCCUAAUCCAAAAAAGGUGCUUAUAAUUGGUGGUGGUGAUGGUGGAGUAUUGCGAGAAGUUGUGAAGCAUUCCACCGUGGAGUCUGUAGCACAGUGUGAAAUCGAUGAGGAUGUGAUAAAGGUUUCCAAACAAUACCUACCUGGUAUGGCGGUGGGUUUCUCGAGCCCAAAGUUGAAACUCCAUGUCGGUGAUGGCUUUGAGUUCAUGAAGGAGAACCAGGAUGCAUUUGAUGUAAUUAUCACUGAUUCCUCAGAUCCAGUAGGUCCUGCUGAGAGUCUGUUUCAGGAAUCUUACUAUCGACUGAUGAAAAAUGCACUGCGUGAAGGUGGGAUCCUUGGUGCACAAGGUGAAUGUCAGUGGCUGCACCUUGAGCUCAUAAAAGAGAUGCAGAGGUUCUGCAAGUCCUUGUUUCCGGUGGUUGAAUAUGCAUACAGCACAAUACCUACGUACCCCAGUGGGCAGAUCGGCUUCAUGUUGUGCAGUAAAAAUCCUGAGACAAAUUUUCGGGAGCCAGUGCGGCAACUGUCAGCUGAGGAAGUGAAUAGGAUGCAUCUGAAAUACUACAAUGCAGAAAUGCAUCGGGCUGCAUUUGUUCUGCCAGAGUUUGCCAGAAAGGCUCUUAGUGAUGCAUAAAAGUAACUCCAAUUCUCGCUGUUAACUACCAUCAAUACUGGAAAGUGUUUAAAAGUUCUAUCAUCAAUCUAUACUGGAGCUGUUAUCUGCCAUCCAGCAUGUUAACCCUUUCCUGUCUUCAGAGAGGAAAACUGAUUCUACUGCUCAGAAGGCUAGGAAAUAGCAGCGCUUAAUAGAAGACUGAAUUUCAGAAACUUUUCAAGAAAAGACCCACCUGCCUUGUGAUUUCUGCCAGAACAUUAGGUGAUUUCUUAUGGAGUUGGUCAAGUGUACUUCCUGAACCUUGUGUAGUCAACUGACUAAUCAGUAACCUGGAUUUGUACACAUUUCACAUGACAGUGGGUUGCUGAGACCUUAAUCUGUGAUGGUUCUGGACUGGAAAGGGUUAAAAUUUUAACAAAAAAACUAAAUAAAAAUGCAACCAUCUAAUGUCUAGAACUUGGAAUUGUGUGAAAACUUUUAGCAUUAAGUGCUUGGGAACCAUGAAUCAAAAGAAUGAAAAUCCUGCUCAAUUUUGUCUUAACAGCAUGCUUAUUCUUUAAAAUAUGAUGCCGUCUCUAGUAAGAUUCACAACAGUUGUACUGAAUUAGCAACUCAAGGCAUUUGGCUAAUUAUGGAAUGGAUUGUGUCUUGUUUCCUCUUUCUCCAGAAUGUCCAUUUUCUCCUCCCUUCACCUUGAGCUCUUGCUCCGUUUUGUCUCUCUGUCUCCCCCCACCCUGCCCCCUGGCCUUGAAUGCAUUUAAAUCAUUGUGAGUAAGCUAAAUUCAGAGUGGCUUUCAUCUCUAUUUUUUCAUGCAUGUAAUGCUUUAUUGGCACACUCUUCAACUGCAAGCCUUUGUGAUGAAGCUCUCCUUUUCCAUUCCAGUAAAACCCAUAAUUUUGUAUGGUGAAGUGGGAUGGGUAGAGUUUAACCAACAUGUGGAAGCAUGUGUAAUAUUUCAUUGAGUCACAUGAAGAACAAAUUCCCUGGAUUAAUUGAACUUGAUGGAAAAUAUUAAGGGGGGAGGAGAGAUGGUGGUGAAAUGCAGAUAAUUGAUAACAGCUCUAAAUAAUUCUCUUGGCCUGAUACAGUAACAUUGCAGUCAACUUGAAACUUUUCAGAAGGGACAAGUGAAUUCCAGCAUUUGAUUGGGAUGGCUUGGUACACCUUAUAGUUUAAUUUAUUGGUUUAUAGGGCAAAGUUUCUUAAACUUCUAAAAUCUUGGACUAUUAAUUGCACUCCCUUGUUGGAGGGAAAGUCACGAGGGAAAUUUUAUUAAUUAUUGCCCAUUCAUAGUGGUUGUUUAUUUAAUGUUCUUUUAACAGCUGCUGUGUUAGCAGAGCUGCUUUAAUCAGUUUAAAGUGGGAGAAAGAUGUUCAGACAUUAUUAUCCCACAAUAUCAUUUAAAGGAGGCCUGCUGGUUUGGGCUCCUCCCCUGUGCUUGACCACUUUGACCCCAGUAAAAAGGGAGCAUCCUACCACAACUUCAUUGAAUGCCCUGGGGUCAGCAACUUAAGGCUAGUCUCCAAGGUGGUUUGAAAAACUGUUCUCCCAGCUGAGCAGCACCCUGCGACUUCUCUAAGUUUAGAAGAAAUGGGUUGGGUCUCAUUAAGUACAAUCUCCAUUACUUCAAGUGGAACUGAUGCUUUUCUAUGUAAUGGUUUAUGGAAGUACCAACUUUCCUUGAUCUCCAUUCAGCUGGAGAUCUAUUUUUCAUUAGACUAUUUGUAAUAGGCAAUAAGCUUUCUUUUUUUAGGAAAAAAAAGGAAUUUUUCUACCUCUCCAAAAAAAAACCAAUUGAUUUAGCCCAAGUACCAAGGGUUAUUUAUAAUUCUGCUAAUUCAUUGGAAGCAGAAUAUUAUGUGCUUGUUAUCAGCCCAUUUAAUGAAAACUGGAAUGUGAUCCCCAAAAUCUAGGUGUGGCAACCUCUGAAAUGAACAGGAUUUUAAUUUAUUAAGACCUUCGUUUAAAAUAAGUAUCUUUAAUCUGGUUUCUAUUUUAUGGAAAAUUAACCUAUCACAGAGGAAAUGCUUGAAUAUUUCAGAAGUUAAUACAAUAAAAAGGGAGGAUUUUCUCUACUCAGUCCCUGUCAGCCUGUCUAAUAUUUUAAAUCAAGCUAAUGUUUCUACUUGGAAAUCCAUGCAUUUGAUUCUGUUUACACUUGCACAAUCAAAUGUUGAUGUUUGAUUCAGGUCUUCCAGAGCCAAAUUAUUUUACAUUAAACUUCUAAAGGGGUAUACAGAAAGGUAGCCCAAUUGAUACAACAAUUUCCAGUGUUCCAAGGAAGUGACUACUUGGUAUUUCACUGAUAUUUCUUGUGGUACCCAACUGGAGAGUUGUACUUACUCUGACAGUCUUGUGCACCUUGCACUAUCAUUUCAGAAGGGAUACCACGGAUGGAUGAAGGAAUCACUCUUCUGAAAUGUGAACAAAAUUAACCACCCAGCCACUUCAUCUGCUACUUAUCCAGCCACUUCACUAGCCUGUCUAUAUAUCUCUCCUUGAAAUCUGCAGUCAUUAGUAUAUAUUAAGAAAAGCAUGGUGAACCCAAUGACAUGUCCCCCAAGUCCAAAAAAGGUUUCCCCAGUAUUAUUUACUGUCUUAGUCAAUCUUCUAUCCACACUGUAUCAGCCCCUUUUAUUUCAUUGUGAUAACUAGCCUGUUAUGUGGCACUUUAUUGGUCAAUUUUUGGAAGUUCAUGCUGCACAUCAACCAAGUUUCCCUUAUCAAUUCCCUAUUCCUUCAAAAAAAAACCUUUCAAUUACGUAGUUGUCUUACAGUUCUUUAAAAAAAAAAAUUACCUCAAUUAUUUGAGUACUUUCAGGGUUGCUCCAAAAAUCUGGUUAUUGUAAGACCUUUUCUCAUUGAGGAAAUUGUUUAUCUGAACGGGAUACAAUGGCCGUAGCUUCAAUUUCAAGAAAUGGUGGUGAGCACUGGCUUUUUUUUUCUAAAGUAGAAUUCAACAUUGAGGUUUCUUUGUAGCAUUUAAUAUUUCUAGACUCUACUAAGUUUGAUUUUAGUUGUCUGUAAUUCUGUAAAACUACAAUUGUGCCGGUCUCGACUUGGUUGCUGAUGACUUUUUGCUAAUGGACACAAGCUCUCAUGUCCUGUUGAGAUAGUUGUUUGGAAACCACACGGUUGAUAUGAAAGAUCAAAAAUGCCAGAGUAAAUGAGACCUGGAAUGCACUAGGGUCAAUCUCAAAGGAACUUCUUUGCAUCCAACUACACCUUAUCUCAGGAUACAGGAUACUGAUGUCUGAAGUACAGAAGCAGGACUGAUGUCUGUGCCCAAAUGCACUUCCAUCACCAUAAACACAAUUACCUGAAAAGAACCUAUGUAAAGUUUGAACUAUUGUGUGCAAUGCACAUUCUCUAAUCAGUAACAGAGUGUACCUCAACAUCCCUGGGCCAGCAGAUGUUUUCAGUGAUACUAAAAAUUGUAAAGUUACCCUAGUGGACCAUUUCUGAAGAAAUUGACUUCAUUUACAAGACUUGAGUAGAAAAGGCAUGAUAAAAUCACCAAAUACUGUUCACAAAUCUUUGAUCGGGGUUUAUUUGUUUGGUACUUAAUGCAAGACACUGACUUGCUUAUUAUUCACUGCUGUAGUUUUUGAUGCCCUCAAAUUUUCCUCUUCCCCCCACCCACUUGGUAAAUUAGUUCUUCACCAUAGGUCUCAAAAUUUAACAAAAAGGGACAGCUAUUAAUUUUUUUUCAGGGUCUUGGGGUGGCAUGGGGAAAUCAUGCUGUGGGAGGAGCCCUGCAAACGAAAAUGUUUAGAGUUCUGAAAAGAACAUGCAUGUUGAUUGAAAAAGAAGUCAGGUUAACAUUUCAGCACCGAAGAACACUCUCCAAAAUCUAAUCUGUUUUAUUACAGUCCCAGAUGAACUGUUCCUCUUAAUUCAUGUGAAAUGUUCAUUCUGAGAUGUUCUUCUAUUUUCAGUUCUGUGUUGGCUCCAAUGGGCUUGCAGCAUGCUGUUGUUGUGCAAGUAGUUGCUACAUAGAGAACCUGCACCAUUGGGGUGUGAUCUCUUCAAGGGAUUUUGUGGUGUUUGCUCACUGCUAUUUCACUGGCUUGUAUUAGCAAUAUAACACUUUUGAAAUGUGCAACUAAUUGUUGUAUUAUAUUCACAAUUUGAAUGGCUCCUUUUAUCUGGCUUGUUCAUUUUACGUGAGGUAGGAACAAAGCCUCAGUCCCAUUACUCAUAUGUGAAUGUUGACUUGAUAUCUCCAACGAGGUCAAAGCUACAGGGAAAGUUGUCUUUGCUCCUUUAUAACAAAAUCAGAAAAUCAUGAAUUACAAUUAACUAUACACCAAGUGUAUCAUUUUCACUAACACUAGAACAACCUCAAUCACCAUAGCCUUAAUUUGGCGUAGGAAGGGUUGGACAUCCAAAUGUUAUCUAUUGUGGAGUGAAUGUUUUGUUGGAGUCGCUUGAUUUUGCAUUCCAUCUGAAAAUGUUCUUGCAACUUCUGGCCAUUGUUUUAUCAGAUACCUAAUCAAAUUCUGGAUUUAUAUUGUGCCACAGUGUAGUGUUUCAUAUUUAUUCAAAUAAUUUGGUGUAUAAAUCUGACUGCACACUUUUAAUACUAAAGACAACAAUAAUUGUUCGUGGAAAAAUAAAACUUCAAACAUCACUUUUUCUCAUUU